AUGGAGAUCACUUAUCAGCUGCCCCAGCCGCAGAUGGGAGUCCGCAUGCUGCAAAUGAACACAAACUCCAUCACGCUUUUGCCCAGGCGUUCGUCGUUCAAUUCCCGGCCGCUCUCGGAAGCAACCGAGAUCUUGGACACUGACGACGAAACCGAGUAUUUCGAGUUUGGCUCUCCCAGACGAAGUGUAGAAUCGCUGGAAAACGACUCGGCAACUACUUUAUCCACGCCAGAUGAUCUGCCCACUCCUAGUGCUCUGGACACUGCAUUCAAGAUUGGGCUGGACGUCAACAAGCCCGUUCAAGGACCCACUGGCCCGCAUCUCUUUAGAUCAUCCCUGGAUGCGUCUAUAGCUGGCAAGUCAGACGAGAGUGAGUGGCAGUUUCCCUCAUCUCCAAAUCCUUUGGAUGGCGCCAGAAAUUCCACCAUUCUCUUCAAUGAGCAGAUAUUCGACUCUAGGCCUCAAGUAGAGGAGAUUAGGCCCGGCAGUGCCCUGAGUAUAGCACGAGCAUCCCCCCAUCAAGAUGUCAAUGAUGUUCGAGCAUGGACACCUGCUCAGGUUGCCGAGUGGAUGUACGAGGCCGGCCUUGAAGACAUGGUGGUUGAGCGUUUCAUCGAGAAUGACAUCUCCGGCACUGUCCUGUUGGAUCUUCAGAUUGAGGACUUGAAAGAACUGGACAUACAAUCCUUUGGAAAACGUCACUGCCUGAUGAAUAUGAUUCAAAACCUUCGUUCUGGGGCCUGCACUCGCCCAAACGAGCUACCAUCUGUCCGGAUGAGCAGAUCUGCGUCCAUGCGGAGAACUGGAAGCAAGGAAACUCCAGUCCAGUCCCCCAUCAGCGACAGAGAUACUUCUCGUCGUCGACGCAACCGGGUGAUCUCAGAAAAAGACAUCAUUUCACCAGGAGAAUCCGUGUCCAUCGUCGCCAUUGAACAGCUGAUCCCCAAACCACACAAAUGCUCCAAAGGGGAGAACUGUCCAAAAUACCAGAAACGGCAGCGCAAAAUUGCCCGUAUCGCAAAGGAAUUCCCAAACGAAUUUGCACAAGUAGGCGAAGAUCAUGUCUCCGUCAAACUAUCCAGCCCUGUCAAACCGGAUGACGGCCCUCGACCAAAAUCCGAUGCUACUCCCUCGGUUGUUGCCUCCUCUGAUGUUCUUGGACCAUCCCAGUUGUCUGAUCUCAAGCUCAAUGCUGAAAACUUGAACGGAGUACAACCUAGAGACCCACAGGAAAACGUUCGGCAGUUUCUGACCUUUCAACACAUGCACAGCCCAUCCAACGCUGAAUACAACCAACCUGCUCUUGAAAUGUUCCCUCCUCUCUCUCCUCCAGCAUCAUCUUCACUUCCCCUUCACAUGACCAAUCAACUUCGGAGCCUCCCAAAACUCGUCAUACCCCGGAGCUCUUCCGCGGACAAUGCGUUUUCUCCGGAUCGGACAAUCACCCCGUCGUUGGGGCUGCAGCCGAUGGGCUCUGCAACUGCAACGCAAGAAAUGAACCCCUUCCAGUUCGGUCAGGAUGUCUUCCGCCAGGUCACGCCCUUUUCAGAAAUGGACGUCCCGGUUACCGCCAUGCCGAUCGAACCACUAGAUCGCGACGGUUCACAAUCUGUACCACCAAACAUGAGAUACGGUACACUACAACCGCCCGCUAUUGACUCGAUCCCUCGUCCUCCAUCUGUGCGACCUGAUCAUCAUCGCCGGCGCCCUUCGUUUGCAGCAAUGGCUCCCCUGACAGAAGGGCGAGUUCUCCCGCCUAUCAACAACCCGUCCGACCUCCGAACUAUCCCUCUCGCCAAAUCACAGGCGCAACAAGUAUCAUCACCUCAGUCGGCUGUUGAACCUGGGCAGACUGCCACAACAUCCUCGAAGCAUCCGGACGCUGCGUACAGCGGAUGGAUGAAAAAGAGGAAGACCCGUCUUCUUCGCCAUGAAUGGCACGAUGCACACUUCACCCUAAAAGGCACCGUUCUAGCUAUGCAAAAAGACGACCGCGAUUCUCGAGCCCUCGAGACAAUCGACGUAGACGACUAUGCUGUUGCUUGUUCCUCACUAGCGACUAAUUCUAAGCUCACGGCAGCGUUCAAACGGUCUGCUCUUCGUAAGGCGGCUAGUCUCUCCCAGAACGGCUCCUCGUAUAGAGGCAUUGAUGAAACCGCCUUUGCCUUUUCGUUGAUUCCAGCGUCUGGAGAAAAGAAAUCGCUCUUUCUUGGCUCAGGCAAAAGUCAUCACUUCGCGGUCAAGUCACGAGAUGAGAGGAUCAACUGGAUGAGAGAGUUGAUGCUCGCCAAAGCUCUCAAGAAAGGCAAAGAGGGAGGGAAUGAGAUCUGCGUCAACGGAAACGUGAUUUAG
Messenger RNA from Uncinocarpus reesii 1704, 2352 nucleotides. RefSeq lists its product as uncharacterized. Bases 1 to 2352 code for a protein of 783 amino acids. NCBI's taxonomy places the organism in Eukaryota, Fungi, Ascomycota, Eurotiomycetes, Onygenales, Onygenaceae. The transcript has 3 exons. The record is from RefSeq and is a predicted model, not a curated record. Gene Ontology annotation, molecular function: protein binding.